GAAGGCACUGGCACACAGGCACUAUGGCAAACGAAGUGCGAGUCCCGCUGUCCCCGCUGAAAGGGCGGCACCCUCCAGCAGUGAAAGCCGGAGGAAUGCGAAUUUCCAAAAAACAAGAAAUGGGCGUUUUGGAAAGACACACCAAAAAAACAGGACUGGAGAAAACAAGCGCCAUCUCAAACGCUGCCAAAAUACAGAUGUUGGAUGCUCUGAACGACACACUGGACAAGCUCAACCACAAAUUUUCAGCAACAGUUCACACAGCACACCAAAAACCCACACCUGCCCUGGAGAAGGCCGCUCCGCUGAAGAGGACCUACAUUAUCCAGCAGCCUCGAAAAUGAUGGGCCAGGAUAUAAAACUCAGCCAUCUGGUCAACCUUCCUAGGCUCUAACAGUUCAGAAAAAACAGCCAACACUUCCAUGUAGGUCUGCUCCUUUGCUUGGUAAAUAAAGCAACUUUUGUAUCUUCCCUUUUUGGUUCAGAUAAUAAAGCUUCCAAAAUUAUAAAUCCAA
Molecule: messenger RNA, 515 nt
Organism: Peromyscus eremicus (cactus mouse)
Lineage: Eukaryota; Metazoa; Chordata; Mammalia; Rodentia; Cricetidae
Gene: Dapl1
Product: death associated protein like 1
Exons: 4
Coding region: 24-344 (106 amino acids)
Biological process (GO): negative regulation of autophagy; cellular response to amino acid starvation; apoptotic signaling pathway
Molecular function (GO): death domain binding
Source: RefSeq, a predicted model, not a curated record